AACAGCUCCCCUUUCAGCCUAGUCCACCCAUCAUUUGAGUGUUAAAACUUCCUGGUUCACAAACAUGGCGGGUGUGAGGUGGCUGAUACUUACUGCGGGUGUGUCAGGGUGGUGGAAACAACUCAUACUGGGUACCAGCUGCCCGAUAGGAAAGUUCGGAGAAACCUGCAGCUACUCCUGUCACUGUACUCCGCACUGUAACCCGACAACCGGAGUCUGCAGCGGUGCAUGUGAUCGAGGCUGGUUUGGUGGGAAUGGGCAAACCUGUCAGAAAGAAGAUGCGAGGUGUGUACAAGCCGCCGGGUAUAACUUGAGCCAAUUGGGUGUCGCAGUGGUUCUUGCAUUCGUGGCUGGUGCUGUAGUAGAUGCCAUCGUCAGUGCUGUUAUCUGGAGGAGAAGGAACAGAUGCCUACACAAGACAUCUGAAUCGCGCCCAACCACUGUAUCACUCGUUCCAACUGAACCACCGCAGGCCAGUGAUGACGUUGGCCCAGAAACUAGGCCAUACGACAGUCUCAAUGCCGUCUCAUAUGACGCCAAGAUGAAAGGAGAGCCUUACUGCACCGUUAAAUCUGGCCAAACAAAUGCAAAAACUGAUGCCACUGUUCUGACGUCAUGUGACGUGUCCGACUCUAUCGCAGCAGGGACCUAUGAAACCCUUGACAACACGUCACGGGGAACGGAUGGUGAAUACAGUGAGAUCGGGAAGGUUAAGUGACUUUCUAUUGACAAACUUACUGUUUAAAUAAAAUGAUAUAUUGGUACUUGAAGGUAUAUUCGCAAAAGGUGCCCUUUAGCUCUAAGAUUUAUUUCUAUGUUUGUGGGUUUAAAAUUGUAAUAAAUAAAUUAAUUAUUUACGUAUUUCUGUAGCCUGAUGUCUAUUGACGCACAGACACUACACAGACACAGUUACAAUGUGAAUUGUGUAAGUUCAAUGAGAGCUAUGUUGUAACCCAAUGUCCCCUGAUGUGAACUGAUAAUAUUAAUACUUAAGACCUAACGUAAAUGUAUUUAUAUUUUGCUAAAUAACAGUUAUAGGUGGCGUUUAUCUUAUAAUUAUAGUUUUGGCUUUGCAUGCAUGAAGACCUUGUCAUUAUGGCGUCACCACCUUUGUUUGUGGACGGUGAACUGAAAUACAUGGACAGGACAAAGUUAUAUGAUCUGUUAACUUGUAAAUAUUUGUAAUAGACGAUUCACUUGAUGCAUUGCGAUUAUGUAUUAUUAUAUUGAUGAUAUAUGAAAAUAAUCUUCAAAAAAGUAAAAACAUUUACAUGUUUUCAUCAGGCAUAUCAAAUUCACAUGCUAUGCUGACAGGAAAAUAGUCUACGUCGUACUGACACAAAUCGUAUUUUAUCAAAAAUACCACCUUUCACAUGUUGAAACCUAUAGCUAGGUAAACCCAGAGUAGUAGUAUGUGUAAUGGGUUAUUGCAUCCGUAGCCUCAGGCCACGCUUGUUAUCUCUAUGCCCCAGAAGCCUUUAGUGUCAUUAAUAUUGUUUGACUAUGAUAGUUUCAUGUUUGUUAUUGCUUUAAUGUCACGCUUUGUUUUCUGUAUAUGAGUAUAUGUUUAUGUGCAUAAACAAUGUCAAUAAGAAAACGUGUGACGACUGUAGUCAGUCUGGAAUUAUUUACUCAAAUUCUAAAAUAUAUCACUCACAAGUUGGAUUACUUAACGUAGAUAACUUAAACACUUAUUUGAUUUAUUGCUUUUUGAUUAGUAUACAUCUUUGCAAUCAUUUUGUAAUUAUAUACGAUCACUGGCGCUUCAUCAAUAAACGGAAUCCAAACUCAC
This is a messenger RNA of Haliotis rufescens (red abalone), 1792 nucleotides long. RefSeq lists its product as uncharacterized. The record is from RefSeq and is a predicted model, not a curated record. The transcript has 4 exons. NCBI's taxonomy places the organism in Eukaryota, Metazoa, Mollusca, Gastropoda, Lepetellida, Haliotidae. Bases 65 to 718 code for a protein of 217 amino acids.